AUGGCUACCAUCGCGCCUCGCCAGUUCGCCCCGUUAAAGGAAGGAGUCGCGGCCAACUCAAACGCCCCUCGGCUAAAAGGCAUCGUCUUUGACGUCGAUGGAACGCUAUGUGAACCUCAAACGUACAUGUUCAAAGAGAUGCGCGAUGCCCUCAAAAUCACAAAAUCCGUCGACAUUCUCGACCACAUCUACGCCCUUCCGACCCCCGAAGCUCAGGAUACCGCCAUGGAGUCCAUCCGGCAGAUCGAGCGCACCGCAAUGGCGUCGCAAGUCGCACAACCGGGCCUCGUCGAGCUCAUGUCGUAUCUCGACAGUCGCGGCGUUCGCAAGGGCAUCUGCACCCGCAACUUCGAUGCCCCCGUCGCCCAUCUCCUUCGUAAUUUCCUAGAGGGCUCCGUCUUUGAGCCCAUCGUCACCCGCGACUUUCGCCCGCCGAAACCUGACCCGGCGGGCAUUCUGCACAUCGCAAGGAGCUGGGGGCUGCUCAAGGAGGCACCUGCCGUGGCCGAGAAUGGUAAUGCAGCGCAGGGGGAUGGAAGUGGAUUGAUCAUGGUUGGAGACUCGAUUGAUGACAUGACUGCCGGCCGGCGAGCUGGUGCUGCGACAGUGCUGCUUGCAAACGAUGUCAAUGUGCACUUGGUCGAUCACGAGCAUACAGAUCUGGUGAUUCGGCGUCUGGAUGAGUUGAUUCCAAUCCUUGAAGAAGGGUUUCGCAGUAGAGAGAUCGAAUCAUCGUGA
Colletotrichum karsti is the source of this 738-nucleotide messenger RNA. Its product is annotated as had superfamily. NCBI's taxonomy places the organism in Eukaryota, Fungi, Ascomycota, Sordariomycetes, Glomerellales, Glomerellaceae. The record is from RefSeq and is a predicted model, not a curated record. The transcript has 2 exons. Bases 1 to 738 code for a protein of 245 amino acids.